AUGGCAUUGAACCCCGUGUCGACAGCAACCCACACCAGAGCCGACCAAUCAAUGACCCUGGCCAUUUCCCAUUCUUCCACCCGUGCCAGGAUCUCUGUCGCUCUAGAAGAACCACUCAAAUCAAUGAUCCCAUCUGUCUCAUCUCCUGAAUUCUUUUUUGUCAUCUCAAAAAAGCAACAAUGGCUGCACACCCAAGCGACAAUCCCUCAAUCGGGACCGGGGAAAGAUAAAGAGCGGCCUGAAUACCCCAGUUACGAUUCGAUGAAACGCCUGUUCGAUAAAAAAGACGACACUCCGUGGAUGGAACCCAGCCCACUCCCCUUUCCACAAACAAGUUGUCCCACACACGAGAGACGAGCUGAUCCACCUUCCACUACACUACGUCUGGCAAGAGAUGACAUUGGGUUGGCGCACCGAAAUGAGCAAGGGAAAGCAGCUGGGAAGAGGCACGAUGAUAAGAAUGAUCUACGGGAUGAUCUGGUUAGAAGUCAAAUGUUGUCCACGUGGAAUGUGGAAGAUCUGAACAAAAGCCCAAGCCUAGGACGCGACAAGGCUCUACCAAAGAUGAGAUACGUUGAUGAAGCAGUAUGGGUUAAUAUCGACCUCGGCCUACGCCGUAUGGGGCACAAAGGCUCCAUCUUCUGCCUCCGCGUCUAUCCUCGUGGCAUCGACAUGGUCCUUGACCAACCCCCCGGACUUGAACCCGUAGAGCUCGCUCUCCGUGCCUCGAUCAGACAAGCCGAGGAGCAUCUGGUCGUCUACGUUGCAUUCGCUAAUUCGGGGGAUGAUUUUUCCAAGCGCCGGCCUCGGCAGUUCCAGAAUGCCCAGAAUAAGACGAAUAAGAUCAACAAGGGCCGAGAUCCUUGGAAGAAGACUUUGCUCUAUACGGACAAUUAA
Molecule: messenger RNA, 897 nt
Organism: Rhinocladiella mackenziei CBS 650.93
Lineage: Eukaryota; Fungi; Ascomycota; Eurotiomycetes; Chaetothyriales; Herpotrichiellaceae
Exons: 3
Coding region: 1-897 (298 amino acids)
Source: RefSeq, a predicted model, not a curated record